Molecule: messenger RNA, 2709 nt
Organism: Manihot esculenta (cassava)
Lineage: Eukaryota; Viridiplantae; Streptophyta; Magnoliopsida; Malpighiales; Euphorbiaceae
Product: pentatricopeptide repeat-containing protein At1g13040, mitochondrial
Exons: 4
Coding region: 315-1865 (516 amino acids)
Molecular function (GO): protein binding
Source: RefSeq, a predicted model, not a curated record
GCCCAAAAUCCACGUACUCUUUCCGGCUUGGCAGACGUCUCCAGGCUCCCUGUUUUGAUCCUCAGUCCACAGUAUCCCCUACUCAUUCUCCAUCGCCGAAACCAGGUGGCUGCGCACUUUCUCUUUCCUGGUUCCCUGAUUCUAUCUCCGCUAUUAGCUCUGCUUAUCUCUACCUCUCUUUUUUCUCCCCUCUUGUCUUACAAAUUUGGAAAAACACUUCGAUCUUUUUUCUUCAUAUGUUUGUCCGAUUGGCGGUCUAUUGAUUGCUCCCAUGAGUUCUCCUUUUGAUCCACUGCCAUGCAUUUCGUCCUGACAUGUAUCAAUCUCUGGGCGCGCACCGCCUCGUAUACCGCUCUCGCAUUGCCUUUUGUGUUAAGACCGGUCGAAUCGAAAACGCUAUCCAAAUGUUCGACGAAAUGACUCAAUCAAAUUGCCGUGUUUUUAGCGUCGACUUUAACCGAUUGAUUGGCGUUUUAAUCCGCCAUUCUCUCUUUGAUUUUGCCCACCAAUACUACACUAAAAUGGGUCCUCUUGGGUUCUCGCUUUCUCCCUUUACUUAUUCUCGCUUCAUUUCGGGUUUAUGCCAAGUAAAGAACUUUACGCUUAUUGACGAGUUGCUGCAUGACAUGGAGAAACUUAAUUAUGUUCCUGAUAUUUGGGCAUUUAAUAUUUAUUUGAAUCUCUUAUUUCGUGAAGGUAGGAUAGAAUUAGCCUUAGAGGUGUUUGAGAGGAUGGUCCAGAGAGGAAGGGAACCUGAUGUUGUAACAUAUACUAUUAUUGUUGACGGGUUGUGUAAAAUAAAGAAAUACGAUACUGCAAUUUGGUUUUGGCGUGAUAUGAUAAAUAAGGGAUUAAGACCCGAUAAUAAAGCCUGUUAUGCGCUUGUUGUUGGGUUGUGCGGUGGGGGGAAGGUAGAAUUGGCUUAUGAGCUCACAAUUGAUGUGAUGAAGAGUGGUCAAGUUAAGUUUAGUACGAAAAUAUACAAUACCUUGAUUAGUGGGUUUUGUAGAGCCGGUAGGAUUGAUAAGGCUCAGGCGAUUAAAUCUUUUAUGAGAAGAAAUGGUUCUGAGCCAGAUUUGGUUACAUACAAUGUGUUGUUGAAUUAUUGUUGUGAUGAGCUAAUGUUGGAGGAGGCGGAGAAGUUGAUGAAGAAGAUGGAAAGAAGUGGGAUAGAACCUGAUGUGUACAGUUACAAUCAGCUUCUUAAAGGAUUUUGUAAAGCUAAUCGGCCAGAUGAAGCUUAUUUACUGAUGAACAAAAUGGAGUCAAAAGAGUUGUGUGAUGUUGUUUCAUACAAUACUAUUAUUAAAGCAUUUUGCGAGGGAAGUGAUGUCAGAAGAGCUUAUAAGCUGUUCCAGGAAAUGAGGCAGAAGGGGAUUCCACCAGAUUUGGUUACAUUCACUAUACUUACAAAAGCUUUGCUUAGAGAGGGUUUUUCUAAUAUAGCAAAGAAGCUUGUUGAUCAGAUGACAGAAAUAGGUCUAUCACCUGAUCGUAUAUUUUAUACAACUAUUAUGGAUCACCUAUGCAAGAGUGGGAAAGUAGAUAUGGCUCACACCCUUUUUUGUGAUAUGAUAGAACAGGGAAUUUCACCUGAUGUGACUGCACAUAAUGCCCUUAUAAAUGGGUUUUGCAAAUCCUAUAGAGUAAGUGAAGCUUUGCAUUUAUUUGUAGAAAUGGAAAGCAGAGGAUACUAUCCGGAUGAAGUAACAUACAAAUUGAUCAUUGGAGGGCUUAUCGCAGAAAAGAAGCUGUCAGUUGCUUGUAGGGUGUGGGGUCAAAUGAUGGAGAAGGGUUUCACCCUUGAUAGAGCUUCCUCUGAGACAUUGAUUAGCGCCAGUUCAAGAGAAUUUGCUUCUACGUGAGAAAUGGUUAGUAACUUCGUAUCUCAUGAUUAUCUUCCUUUCCCUGUGUGUGCAAUGCCCAGCUUCUGCCAAAGCUAAAGAUGCCCUACUGGAGAUAGAUCCUCCAGUGACCUUUUGGUCAUGCUAUGUUACUUGUUAGUGUUACUAUGCAAGGUAUGGGUCUUGGAUCCCGAAUCAAUGGUAUAGCGACUUUGAUGUGGAUUUUAGAUGGAGUUUGGCUCUUCCACGUCAAGGACUAGUGUUUGGGGUGUUGUCCUCAUAAGGUUCCUAACAGUUAGACUGAUGUGCUUCUCUUCUACAAUUGUAUGGAACCUGGAAAUGCAGGGAAAACUUUAUAUUAGCUUAGAUAGUUAGGUGAAAUAUUUAUCAGAGGCAGCACUUUAAUUGACUACUGACACAACUGAGCCCAAAUUGUGGCAUUCAUUGGCAGGAAUACACCUCAUCAGGUCCGCGUCGUUGGAAACUCAUUGCCUUCUUGGUGAAUUGCCAUUGUGGUGCACACAGUGCAUGAUGGGAUUCGGUGCUUUUAGACCAGAUAAUUCAAAACAACACAACCUUAAUAUAAACCAAUUAAAAGCAAAGAAUUGAGCUGAGUCGCACUUCUGUUGACUGAAAUUCCGUAGCUAUUCCAUGUUUGGCAAUAUCAAUAUUGAACAAAAAUGCCAAAAUUGACUGCAACUGAUUUCUCCAAAUGAGACCACCGAAGUGUACAGACGACAUAGGUGUCAAGAAAUUAAGAGUGCGAAGCUAUGCGUAACAGGCAGCACUUGUCAUUUUGCAGGCAUGAUAUGCAUUUCAAGUGCCAGGACUGGGUGUAGAUCAUGAACAUUCCAAAGUCAAUAAA